This is a messenger RNA of Drosophila rhopaloa, 1511 nucleotides long. RefSeq lists its product as uncharacterized. The record is from RefSeq and is a predicted model, not a curated record. NCBI's taxonomy places the organism in Eukaryota, Metazoa, Arthropoda, Insecta, Diptera, Drosophilidae. Gene Ontology annotation, molecular function: nucleic acid binding; zinc ion binding. The transcript is spliced from 2 exons. The coding region runs from base 171 to 1451 and encodes 426 amino acids.
UGGUUAAAAGUAUCGAUAUGUUCUUCGUUUUCUGCACGAAGGCAUAAAACGAAGGAGAAAGAGAACAUUCAAGUUAGCGUGGCCGUAGUGAUCGGAAGCAAAAGGAGAAUAAAAUUAAGAACACUAUAAUUCAGAAGUGGUAACUGAACCUAAGCAAGUAAAAUAGGCAUAUGUCUAUUAACAUGGCUUCACGCAUUAAUCUCGGCGAACUCAAAUUGAUCGAAAUCAAAAGUUUCUGUGAAAAACUUGGCUUGUCCACAAAGGGAAACAAAGUUGCACUAAUUGCGCAGUUAAGUGCGGUACUACCGUCUGAAAUUGCACCGGAGUUGUACUACGAAAAAGUGGAGUCUUCUGGUGAAAUUGGUGCUGAGAUGGCUGACGCCAAGGCAGCCAACAACAACAACAACGAAGACCAAGGCGGUGAGAUGGCUGUCGCCAAGGCAGUCAACAACAACAACGAAGACCAAGGCGGUGAGAUGGCUGUCGCCAAGGCAGUCAACAACAACAACGAAGAACACGGCGAAGAAGAAGAUGAAGACGUUUACGGCGACGAACUUAAGCUUGUCGAGACGAUUGAUCGUGAUGGCAUUCAACUCGAAGGAAACGGCGUUCAACCAAACCCUUCAACUUUUAGCGUGCUACGAAGUGAGUUGGGUGGCAACGCUGCGGGCAUGGAACAGGCGAUGCAAAAUUUACGUUUCGAAAAUGCUGACCGUCUUUUAAAGCCAGAAAUGAAUUUAAACACCGUCAAAGAGCUGCUCCCAGAAUACAACGGCAGUGGCAACAUAAACGAAUGGUUGUUGAUGGUUAAAAAUGUUCGAAAUGUGUUCAAAGUCAGUGAUGACGUCAUGCGUCCAUUAAUUUGCUCGCGUUUAAAGGGCAAGGCUAAUUUUUGGCUGUUAUCUCGCCCAUCACUGUUGUCUGGAAGUAUUGACCUGAUUUUGGCACAAUUAAAAAUUGUUUUUGGAACCAAGGAUAACGUAUUGGAAAUGCGACGCAAGUUUGAAAACCGCAAGUGGCAGUUCGGUGAGAAAUUCGCCGUUUACUAUUUUGACAAGCUUACUCUGGCACAAGACGUCGCUAUGACUGUUCACGAACUAGUUCAGUAUUUGGUAGAUGGCAUACAAAAUGUACAACUUAAAAACCAAGCGAAGUUACUACGUUUUGCAGUGCCUGCUGAUGUAUUGGAAGCCUUUCAAGAUGUAGAGAAACCCAAAGCUCCAGUACAACAAGGUAGGAUGCAAGGUACGUCUUUACCAAACGCCGUGACCCCGGAACAGAGGGUCAUCAAAUGCUUUAACUGUCACAGUUUUGGUCAUCAGGCUAAGGAAUGUCGCAAGCCAGUACGGGCUAAUGGAGCUUGCUAUGCCUGUGGAGAAGUUGGACACUUGGCUAGAGAGUGUUCAUUAUACAAGAAGAAAGAGAAUAACAACGAAUAUAGUGCCUCAUAGAUUCGGGAAGUCCCGUUUCGUUUCUAAAGAAAUCCGCAGUUCCCAGUAACGUAAUCAUUG